AUGGGCCGAGCCAACGUCCAGCUCGACCCUUUCAUCCUACCCCCGGAGAAAGUCGCGAAGAUGAUCGAAGACUGCGGGUUCGACGUGGCGGUCCUGUCAACCGAGGAGCAGGCAGAUAAAAGCAGUGCACCUGAUGGACAGACAGCGCGAGUCUCGAUGACCAACUUGUUGGUCGAGGAUAUGACCUGCGGCGCAUACACUUCUGCCAUCGAAAGCAGGCUCAAACGCGUGAAAUGA
Molecule: messenger RNA, 237 nt
Organism: Penicillium lagena
Lineage: Eukaryota; Fungi; Ascomycota; Eurotiomycetes; Eurotiales; Aspergillaceae
Product: Copper-transporting ATPase
Exons: 1
Coding region: 1-237 (78 amino acids)
Source: RefSeq, a predicted model, not a curated record